This is a messenger RNA of Larimichthys crocea (large yellow croaker), 7004 nucleotides long. Its product is annotated as macrophage-stimulating protein receptor. The coding region runs from base 224 to 4357 and encodes 1377 amino acids. NCBI's taxonomy places the organism in Eukaryota, Metazoa, Chordata, Actinopteri, Sciaenidae. Gene Ontology annotation, cellular component: signaling receptor complex; plasma membrane. The record is from RefSeq and is a predicted model, not a curated record. Gene Ontology annotation, biological process: multicellular organism development; cell surface receptor protein tyrosine kinase signaling pathway; protein phosphorylation. The transcript has 21 exons. Gene Ontology annotation, molecular function: ATP binding; transmembrane receptor protein tyrosine kinase activity; protein binding.
UGGAACUCCUGUCCGCUGUCAGGUGAGUGCGUUGCCGCUUGUCAGUGAGUAGACAUUCACAGGAAAUCUACCUUGAAAAGAAAUAAAAGUUUGAGACUGGUGGACGAAUCACAGCGACAUUCUCCCUUUUCAAAGCCAGAGCUCCUGCUGGUUCCUCAGAAUGUUCUCUUUGAAGAAAGUGUCUUAUAGGUAACACUCAAUCACGGUGGACUGUGACGUGGAGAUGGUCACUUGGGCCGCUUUGCUGACAGUAUGCAUAUGGAUACACACACAAGUUGCCUCAGGACAGCACACAUGUGCUUCAACACCACGCACGCUGGUGGAUUUCACUGUAAAUUACCCCCUCCCCUAUUUCCAAACAGACAAACCUAUACAGAACAUAGCAGUGGACAGAGAUGAUCAAAGGGUGUUUGUUGGAUGCCAGAAUGUAAUAAAGGCAGUCGACAACACUAUGAAACAAAUAUGGGAGGUGAAAACUGGACCUGUUGGCAGUCCUGACUGUCAAACCUGUCAGGUGUGUGACUUAGAACCAGACCCUGAAGAUCCAGUGGAUACAGACAACGAGGUCCUCAUUUUGGAUCCUGCUGGCUUUCUCUUGCCCUACCUGUACAUUUGUGGAAGUACUCGACAUGGGAUCUGUUACUUCCUUGACCAUAGCUCCUCAAUGCCUGAGCCUCAGUGUUUAUACAAAAAAGAGCAAAACUCUCCAACUUACUGUCCAGACUGUCUGGCGAGCCCACUUGGCACCAAAGUCACCAUUGUUGAACAAGCAGCAACAUCGCUAUUUUUUGUAGCUGCCUCUGUCAAUGACAAAGUGGCACAGAGGUAUCCAAGGAGGUCAAUAUCAAUGAUGAGGCCACUAUCAACUGAGGAUGGCUUUCAUAUGGUCAUGAAUGGCCUGACAGUGCUCCCCGGUCUACGGGACUCUUAUAAGAUUGAUUACAUCUACAGCUUCUCCAACAAGGAGUAUGUCUACUUCCUGUCCCUGCAGAGAGAGGAUCCACUAAAGAGCAAUUCAGCUUUUCAGACUCGUCUGGGACGACUGCCGAUAUUAAUUCCAGAGGUGUGGAUGUACAGAGAGGUGGUCCUGGAGUGCAGGUACGACCCAAAGCGCAGAAGGAGGCAGAAAGAGGAUUUCAGGGACAUUUUGUAUAACGGGCUACAGGCUGCACACUUUGGGCGAGCAGGGAAGGAUUUGGCGGGAGAGCUGAGGGUGGUUGAGACAGAAGACAUUCUAUAUGGAGUGUUUGCAGAGGUGAAUGAGCAUGGUGAGCCUCAAAAAGGCUCAGCCCUGUGUGCCUUCCCUUUGACUAAAGUAAACCAUGCCAUUGAUGAAGGUGUGGAAGUCUGCUGCAAGUCAAGUCCAGAGCAGCUGUCCAGAGGUCUCAGUCACUUCCAGCCGCCUGAGAGCUGCCCACAUGAAAGCUGUAAUGGUAAUGGCAGUUGCUGUGAGAAACCCACACUGGUGUCAAAGCCAUACUACAGACUGGACCUCUUCAACAGGCAGAUGAGUGAUGUCCUUUUCACUGCUGUCCUGGUGACCACUAUUGGAAAUCACACCCUGGGCCACUUUGGGACCUCAGAUGGACGAAUACUGCAGGUGAUUCUUACUUCAUACAGGCCUACUGUAGUUUUUGCCAACUACUCUCUGGGAGAGACUGAAGUGUCCAGGACAGCAGCUGUGUUCUCAGAAGAUUCACUUCUCUUUGUAGUUGGAAAUAAGAUGUUCAUGGUGCCCUCUGCAGGACCAGGGUGUGAACAUUUUAAGACAUGCUCCACGUGUUUGAUGGCUCCACGCUUCAUGAACUGUGGCUGGUGUUCGGGAAUCUGCUUGAGGCAUAAUGAGCCAUGUGCCUCGCAGUUGAACACAGAUUCUUGUGUGCCCAUCAUAACAGAGUUUUUCCCUAAAAUGGAACCAGCUGGUGGCGAGACAGAAUUGACACUGUGCGGCUGGGAGUUUCAGUCUCCGCUACGACCUCAGCAGCAAAUCAUCAGCGGCAAAACCCACAUCAUCAAAGUGGGCUCAACCUUGUGUACUGUCCUGCCUGAAAAGAGCAAUAGUGAAAUGCUAGUAUGUAAGAUACAGGAAAAAAACAAACCGGAACAAGACCUCAACAUCACUCUAGAAGUGCACGAGGGGGAAGUGGAGGGACGCUACUCGAUUGAAGGCACAGCUCAGAUUUCUGGCUUCUCUUUCGUGGAGCCGAGCAUAACAGAAAUCAAACCUGACUAUGGACCUGUGUUUGGAGGAACGAUGGUUACACUGACAGGCAGAUAUCUUAAUUCUGGGAUGAAGAUAGAUGUCUUCUUUGCUGACAAAAAAUGCACCAUUCAAAGUGCUCCUGAAGGAAGUGGGACUUCAAUUGUCUGCCGCACAGCAGCUGCAACGGGUGUCGGGAAGGUACCUGUGAAAGUCUUGAUUGACGACUUUGAAGUGAACACCUCUAAGAUGUUCUUCUAUAAGGAAAACCCAGUUAUAACCUCUGUAACUCCUCAUUGCAGUUUGCAAAGCGGCUCCAAGCUGGUGAUACAAGGUCAGAAUCUUGCCUCUGGCCACGAAACUGUGGUCCAGUACACUUCCAGAAACCUUAACCUGCAGUCUCUUCAACAAGCCUGCAAUGGAACAACAAAUGCCACGUAUAUGGAGUGCUGGACCCCUGCUUUUCCUGAGGAAAUGCCUGAUGAAAAGACUGACACAGGAGAGAUUUCUAUUUACAUGGAUGGAAAAAAUAACCUUUGGAAGAGAGCUUUUCACUACCACCCUGAUAUCAAAGUCAUUCCCUUUGAAAAUGACGACAGGUUAUUACUUCUGAAACCGGGAGAGACGGAGGUUUCACUUCAUCAUAGAAAGGUGAAUGCAGUGAGCACAUGUAUGAAGAUCAUAAUGACCAUUGGAGGUGUGGACUGCAACGUCCAGGUUCUGUCAAAUGAGCUGACCUGCAGGAUUCCUAAAGGUCUGGUUAUACCCAGCGAGGGAUUGCCUGUCAAGGUGUUUGUGAACGGGAUGGUUUAUGAUGUGGGCACAGUAGCGAACGAUGACGGCAACAACAGCACUGUGAUUGCGGGCAUUGUGCUGGGCAUUAUCACUGCACUGGUAGUAGGUGCUGGCCUCGCAUUACUUGUGAUGAUCCAUUUGAGGCAGAAAAAGAGAGCCAACAUAGAGAAUCGUUUAUCAACAAUGCUUUCACGAAACCGCAUGGGAAGUGGCCCUGAUUUCUCCCCGACAGGUGACUACAGACGAGUAGAUCUGUCCAGUCAAACAUCAGGUUCAGGAAUGGCCUUCCAAGGUUUGUUGUAUGCUGCCAGCUAUGAUCAUCUGGCCAUUCCUUUAAUGCCACGGGACAAUAUCUCAAUGGUCAGUCUAAGUUCUGAUCUUCUUGAAGAAGUCAAAGAUGUCCUGAUCCCUGCUGAGAUGUUGCGAAUUGAGGAUAGUCAGAUUAUCGGCAAAGGCCACUUUGGGACAGUUUAUCAUGGAUAUCUGAUAGACAGCAACAAGCAAGAGACCCACUGUGCUGUUAAAUCAUUGAACAGGAUCACAGAUUUGGGGGAGGUGGACCAGUUCCUCAGAGAGGGAAUUAUCAUGAAAGGUUUUCACCAUCCUAACAUACUGUGUCUGCUUGGCAUAAUGCUGCCUAAAGAAGGGCUCCCUCUGGUGGUUUUACCGUAUAUGAAGCAUGGAGAUGUGCGUCAUUUCAUCCGAUCAGAGAAAAGGAACCCAACAGUGAAAGACCUGAUUGGCUUUGGGCUUCAGGUUGCUAAGGGGAUGGAGUAUUUAGCCCAGAAAAAGUUUGUCCACAGAGACCUGGCUGCACGUAACUGCAUGCUGGAUGAAACCUUCACAGUCAAGGUUGCUGAUUUUGGCAUGGCGAGGGACAUAUAUGACAAGGAGUACUACAGCAUUCAAGAUCACAAACGGGUAAAGCUGCCGGUGAAAUGGAUGGCCAUCGAAAGCCUGCAAACACAAAAGUUCACUACCAAGUCUGAUGUGUGGUCAUAUGGCAUCUUAAUGUGGGAGCUGUUGACCAGAGGUGCUAGCCCAUAUCCAGAUGUGGACCCCUAUGACAUCACACACUACUUGUUGAAGGGACGUCGGCUUCUCCAGCCACAGUUUUGCCCUGAUACUCUCUAUUCCAUCAUGCUGACAUGUUGGGACCCAGAGCCUGAGUGCAGACCUAGCUUCACUAGCUUGGUAACAGAAGUACAAUACAUCCUGUCUUGUUUGGAAGGAGAGCACUACAUCAGCCUAAAGGUUGCCUAUGUCAACCUAGACCAACCAAGGCCUUACCCGUCCCUGACGGGAUCUGCAGAUGAGGCCGAGGCCUCAGACUUGGACUCACACUGUCAUGCUGCCAGCUGAGGGUGCAAAGCCCUAAGACUCACUGAUAUAAACUCAGGAUUUGGAUUAAAGUUGGAAAGCAUGCAAGAAAGGGGACAACAUAACCUGGAUACAAUAAUCCAUCACAUACAUCGUUGACAUUCUCUACAAACCUGAGCACAUGCAAGGUUUGGUUACUGAUUUAAAAGACACUGUGGGUACUAUGAACUCUCAUUGGUGCAGAGGCAAAAUCAUGCUGGAAGUCCCGCGUCCCUGUUACUACAAUUUAUUUGUAGGAGAAUAGAGACAGCAUGUCGAUAGAAGCACAUGUUUUUUGUUGUUCUGUUUUUCUUCAAACAUCUGAAGCUUAUGAUGUUACAUUUGGUAUGAAUGAACUGAGCUGUUCUUUUUAUCAUUGUGCCCACCACUCCAGUGACAACCAACCAGUCACCAGAGGUAGAUGUGUUUGGAGAAAACACAGUACAUUUGCUGACAUAGCAUGCGAAAAUUGCAUUACCUUGUAUGCAAUGCAGAUCAUUCACAUCAGCUCUGGUAUUAGGCUUACAAGUAAUUUAAUGCUGCUAAACACGUGCAAAAUGAAAUUAUAUUGGUGGGAUGUCUAUGUUUGAAUCUAAUCCAGAUCUUACCCUAUCAUCAUCAUCCUAGUGAUUAUUUCACCACCACCCAGCAAUAAGUUGCAGCUCCCUUCACAGAGCCGUAAAUCGCAUCACUAUCUUAAGCACACAAGUGUGAAAGAGACAGAAUGAAUGUUCAGUGUGCUUUUGUUUUCAGAUUUGUAAAAUAGGAUGUGGGGUUACAUGAGACAAUGUGCUCUUAUGUAAAUAUAUGUCUCUAAGCCAUUGUAUUAGACUGUUAGGGGUGUGUAUAUGCUGACCAUGUACAUGUGAAAUCUUCGUACUGGAUGAAGAAUAGCUACUCAUAUUUAGAGCCUCUGUCAAAAGCUCUGCACCCACUGAAUUAUACAGUGAGCUGUCGGUGUUGUUCAGACAUCAACCGAUGCUUAGAAACACGUCGAGUACCCGUCAUCAUCACUAGAGGGCAACCAAUGCCUCCUCCUAAAGCACACUACAGUUGUUGCUGCAGUGAUACUCUGCACUACAGCAGGCAGCUCAGCAUACAAGUGUUGAGCAAACAGCACAACUAUAUUCAUCUGAACCUCAGAACAAACUCAGUCUUUCAACUCAAUCAACAUAGCAUGGUGUUCUGUCCAUAAUGCACAAUUUGGGGAGUUUCCUUGUUUACUACACGCAAUUCAAAUGAUCACCACAGCAUAGUACACAAUACAAUGGAUUUUAGACUUUGUGCACUGAUUUUUUUUUAUUUUUACACUGACAAUGCAGUAUGGUUUAACAAAAAAAUGAGUUUAUGCAGUUUUUUCUUGCCCUAGGUUGCACUGUAAAGAGUGUUUUUGUACAGACAAAUCGUUGGUUGCACAUACUUGUCUCUAAAGCGCGUCAGCAAAUCAAAUCAGCAGAUCAGUCUCCCUAUGCUUGAUGUUUUUUUAGCUUUAUUGUGAGCUUAUACUAUGAAAACAAUCCUGACGGUAAAUUCUCUUACUUUACUUUUUUUUUUUCUGAUAAAAAUGCAGCUCACUGCAGCAAGUGAAGGCACGGAAGUUCAUGAAAGUGGAUCAUCAAAACCACUCACACCGGUCUGAGGCAGUGCAGCUCCUGCUCUCUGCCAGGUGGAUGAGAAAAAAAACACACACUGUUAGAGGUCUGAAUUAUGUCAGCUCAACCAGAACGAAAACUGCAUGCUUCUGCCUAAUCUGUGUAUCUACUGUAGCAUUUGUAAUACUCUACGAAUAAUUUAUGGAUCUAAAAAAAGAUUUUUUUUUUUAUCUCUUGCUUUCAGGUACUGAAAAGGUGGCAGAAAUAAUGACGAGCUGUGUUUGUGUUCAAAUAAAAGUUUAGGAUUGCAGCUAUAGACUGAACAGGAAGCCGACGUGAUGGAUGUCUUUUACUCUGAACAAACAUCCCAUGUGAGAUGUGCUUUUAUUUUGGGAAAAGAAAAGGUUGGACAAAAGAAAUAAACAUUAUGAGCUGCACAUAAACCCACUCACCCCAUCUUCUAUCUGUACCUCAGCCCAUUGGCCACCAAGAUAAAGCAGAAUAGACAUUUUUUUUGUCAGGUUCUAUAAAGGCUCCCAGAUGUCUGGAUUUCUGUGCAAAUUUGUCCUCCAACUCUUCAUUUGUCAACUAUGAAUGAUUUUAAUUAACUUGCAACUUCUGGGAUUGUAUGAGGCCAUUGCCAUUUCAAAUAAAAAUUUGGUAUGAAACAAGGACACCAGAAUUGAAAAUUAAAAAGAAAGGAAUGAAAAGAGUGAAUGAAAAACAGCACAAUGACAUGAAACCUUUACUUUUCCUGUGUUAUGACCAUAAAUCUGAUUACCUGUUUUGUAAUUUUGAGGAUUUCAAGAGAAAGGGAGAAUAGAUGUUGAAAACUACCUGGUUUGACCGUUUGAAGUAUAUCUGAUACUGUAAUACUGUAAAUGUGAAGUAGGUGGUUAAGGAGUAAGCAGUGUGCUGGUAAAACAUUACUGACUUUAUGAAAUCCUCUUGCUGCUUGUUGAAACAAAAGGAAAUAUGUUCAGUCAACAUGACAAUUUGAUCACUUGUGUUAGAAGAUCAUUACAGUUCCUGGUCUCUUAGUUCACAAUUUGUCAUAC